AUGGCCCUGUAUCCUGUAGUUGCUCCAAAGAUUCUUCAAUUCCGCUCUCACAAGAUUGAGGUAAGUUGAAAUUGUUUCAUUAUUUUGAACCUAGCGCUGCGCGCUAAGGCCGCGCGGGUCGCAAUGCCGGUGUAACUGCGAAGGAGCCAGAGGAGUUUUUUAUCAUUGGUUCCUUAAAAGUACCAUAUUUGUAAACUACCUCUGAGCUGGAAUUUGUUUCUUAAAAACUACAUAUUUUAACUUAAAGACUUAUUCGAAAGCCUUCUUCGUGUUUUUGGAUUAGUAUAACGCCAUAUAAGCUUAAGCUUUCCCGAAAAGGCGCUGUAUUCAUCAAGUUUUCAGAUAUUUGCUAAGGUCGACCUCAUUAUUAAUUGAAGACUAGCAGAAGUGGAAAACGUCACAAGUUACAUAACAUCUCAAGUAAUAGUGGGGAGUGGCACAAGGAAGAGCAGAGGGGGGACUGGGAAGAGCGGGCCCUCCGUGAUGCUUUGUUAGUUGGAGAGUGAUAUACAAGAAAAUUGGUUUUUGUUUAAUGAGUUGAUAUAAGUAAAUUUUCCCCCGUAAAAAAAUGAUAAAGAAGCUGAUGUUUUUAACGCUUGCAACGUCAGCUUCUUUAUCUAUUUUUUACGGUAGAAAAUUUACUUUUAAUCAACUCGUUUGAUAAAAACCAAUUUUCCUAUUCAACAAGUUUUGCUUGUUUGAUUGGCGAAUCACUCUUAAGAAUGCCCAUUAAAAUUUUUCCUAUUCACUUUCCUUUUACGAUAUUUGCUUUAGGUGAAUAUCAAGCGAAUUAACAUAGUUCAAGAAGUGAUUGACUUCAAUUCAAGGAAAGAAAAUUGGGCGAAGGGUGCCCAAUUCCAGUCUGUUGGUGAAAGAGGAUUGGACCUGGAUUGCAUCAAAAGAGAUGGAGACAGGCCCGCACCCGUUUUCUCAAGGGAAACGACAACUCCUUUAUUCCUCGGAUCACUGGCUUAUCUAGGGAACAACCUAUUGGUACGUCACAGCCGGCAUUUUUCCUGCCUUUUUAAAUUAUGCUUUUAUGUAAGCGUUGUUUUGUGGCAAGGAUUCUCUUACAGAUUAUCGUUAUUUUAA
This is a messenger RNA of Porites lobata, 1092 nucleotides long. Lineage: Eukaryota; Metazoa; Cnidaria; Anthozoa; Scleractinia; Poritidae. The record is from the annotation of a GenBank genome assembly.